Messenger RNA from Neltuma alba, 1835 nucleotides. RefSeq names its product protein HLB1. The record is from RefSeq and is a predicted model, not a curated record. Bases 98 to 1636 code for a protein of 512 amino acids. Lineage: Eukaryota; Viridiplantae; Streptophyta; Magnoliopsida; Fabales; Fabaceae. The transcript has 15 exons. Gene Ontology annotation, molecular function: protein binding.
GUUUACGUUUUCGCGAGUUGAACGUGGUAAAGUGGUAAGAACUCAGAACAGUUCUCUGUCCCUCCGCUUUUGCAGAGUAAAAUUUGAAUCUCGGAAAAUGUCGUUGGAACCUGAAUUGCAAAACGGACUCCAAUCAGCGCAUCAUCCUCAAUCUGAGGAAAAUCCAUCGUCAGAAAUAGAACCACAACCGGCAUCUCCAACCCAUCAACAGCCACAGCCUGAACUGGAAUCGGGAUCAGAACCUAAAGCAGAAGCUGAACCAGUGAAGACCGAUGUAGAUCUCAAGUCCUCUGAAGCUUCACAAACCUCGAUCCGCUCCAAUGACGCCGAUCACACCCACUCUGCCGAACCAACUUCACGCCCUGAGCUCCGAAAAGACGAAGGAAGUCGAACUUUCACUAUGAGAGAAUUGCUGAAUGGAUUGAAAAAUGAUUCUGAGCAAGACAGAGAAGAUGCCAGCUCACCUUACAGCCAAGAAAGUCCGCACCAACAGCAAUCAGAACAGAACAAUGCCGCAAUGGCUUUGAUAAAUAGUGUUGUAGGUGUUGAUGAGGAAGGUCGGUCCCGGCAACGUAUUCUUACAUUUGCUGCUAGGAGGUAUGCUACUACAAUUGAGAGAAAUCCAGAAGAUUAUGAUGCAUUGUACAACUGGGCUUUGGUACUUCAGGAGAGUGCAGAUAAUGUCAGCCCAGAUUCUACGUCACCUUCCAAAGACGCAUUGCUUGAGGAAGCUUGUAAAAAAUAUGAUGAGGCUACUCGUCUUUGUCCCACACUUCAUGAUGCCUUCUACAACUGGGCUAUAGCAAUAUCUGAUAGAGCUAAAAUGCGUGGCCGCACAAAGGAAGCUGAAGAGCUAUGGAAACAGGCUACAAGAAACUAUGAAAAAGCAGUCCAACUCAACUGGAACAGUCCUCAGGCACUUAACAACUGGGGACUUGCUCUUCAGGAACUCAGUGCCAUUGUUCCAGCACGAGACAAGCAGAAAAUUGUUAGAACUGCUAUAAGCAAGUUCCGUGCGGCCAUACAGUUGCAAUUUGAUUUCCAUAGGGCAAUUUACAAUCUUGGAACUGUUCUGUACGGAUUAGCUGAGGACACUCUCAGAGCUGGGGGAUCGGUCAGUGCUAAAGAAGUUUCACCAAAUGAAUUGUACAGCCAAUCUGCCAUAUAUAUUGCCGCUGCUCAUGCAUUGAAACCGAAUUAUUCAGUUUAUAGCAGUGCCCUGCGGCUGGUGCGUUCUAUGCUGCCCCUACCGCAUCUUAAAGUUGGAUAUUUGACUGCACCUCCUGCGGGGAAACCAAUUGCACCUCAUAAUGACUGGAAGCGAUCAGAAUUCCUUUUGAAUCAUGAAAGACUUCAACAGAUUUCUAGAAGUUCCUCCGACAGAUCAACAGAUAUGGUGAAUGGAGACAGGAAAUUUGUCAGAGUAGAUGUUGCAGAUAUUGUUUCUGUAUCAGCGUGUGCUGAUCUAACUUUACCACCUGGUGCAGGCCUCUGCAUAGAUACAGUUCAUGGCCCCGUUUAUUUGGUUGCUGACUCAUGGGAAUCAUUGGAUGGAUGGCUGGAUGCAAUUCUCCUAGUGUACACAAUAUAUGUACGAGGCAAAAGUGACGUACUGGCAGGCAUAAUAACGGGAUGAAUAUAUCAGAUUGUUUAAUGUAUUGGAAAUCUGUUUUGACAUUUAUUAUCUUCUUCGUUUUAUCCUUUCUCUCCUAUAAAAAUAAGAUCUACAUGUUAUGAGUUGAGUACUAGUUGUGAAAAUCUAACUUGUGUAUAAUAUUUGAAUGUUGGGUGAAAUCAUUUCAAUUCAAAAUCGAGGUUACUAAUGAAUUAGCCUU